Messenger RNA from Dichomitus squalens LYAD-421 SS1, 822 nucleotides. Its product is annotated as PIN domain-like protein. Gene Ontology annotation, cellular component: small-subunit processome; nucleolus. Bases 1 to 822 code for a protein of 273 amino acids. Lineage: Eukaryota; Fungi; Basidiomycota; Agaricomycetes; Polyporales; Polyporaceae. Gene Ontology annotation, molecular function: small ribosomal subunit rRNA binding. The record is from RefSeq and is a predicted model, not a curated record. The transcript has 5 exons.
AUGCGCCAAAAGCGAGCCAAGGCGUACCGCAAGCUCAUGUCCUUGUACUCGAUAUCCUUUGGCUUCCGACAACCCUACCAAGUUCUCAUUGAUUCGCACAUGUGCAAGGAAGCUGUCACGCACAAGAUAGACCUCGUGAAGCAGCUCGGCGCCGUUCUGCAAGGCACUGUCAAGCCCUUGAUCACUCAAUGCAGCGUCCAGGAGCUCUAUGACCAGGAGAAGGAGUUCAAGCCUGCCGUGGAGCUCGCGAAGACGUUCGAGCGGCGUAGGUGCAACCACAGGCAGCCAAUACCUGGAGACGAAUGCCUCUCUAGCGUCGUUGGCGAGACGAACAAGCACCGUUACGUUCUUGCAACCCAGUCGCAAGAGCUUCGCCAGAAGCUCCGCGCCAUCCCCGCCGUCCCCAUUGUCCACUUCAACCGCUCCGUCAUGAUCCUUGCGCCGCCAAGCGACGCUACGCUCCGAGCAAAAGCUCUUAAGGAAGAAAAGGCUCUGCACCCUAGUGAGCCUGAAACAACAAAGCUCACUAGUGCUACCGCUACCCCUGCGGAACCACCACGCAAGAAAAAGAAAGGACCCAAAGGACCGAAUCCUCUAAGUGUGAAGAAAAAGAAGCCGAAGCCCGACGCGAAUGCUCCAAAAAGCGAGAAGCAGCCGGAGGACUCUAAAUCGCAGGUUGGCGAAAAGCGGAGGCGUGACGAUGGUGACGGCGACGAGAUCGCCACGCAACAACUAGAAGGAGUAGGACACAAGAGAAAGCGACGUAGGAAACACGGACAGCCCGCCACGACGCAGGGUGAGGACGUGAAUUCCAAGGAUUGA